GAGCCGUCAGUCAGUCACACAUCCACCCAGGCGGAGGACACUACAACGGUGCGCGGCGCUCAUCCAACCAACCAGCAGAGAUGCCUCACUCCAUGUUCCCGCUGUGCGUCCUGGGAUUCCUCGCCCUCUCCUCCGCCUGCUACAUCCAGAACUGUCCCCGGGGGGGGAAGCGAGCGCUGCCGGACACCGGCAUCAGACAGUGCAUGUCCUGUGGCCCCGGAGACAGGGGCCGCUGCUUCGGCCCCAGUAUCUGCUGCGGGGAGGGUCUGGGCUGCCUGCUGGGCUCCCCAGAGACAGCUCACUGUGUGGAGGAGAACUACCUGCUCACCCCCUGCCAGGCAGGAGGGAGACCCUGUGGAUCUGAGGGAGGACACUGUGCAGCUUCAGGACUCUGCUGUAACUCAGAGAGCUGUGCAGUUGACUCUGACUGCCUGGCAGAGACCGAGGCCUCAGAUCCGGGCCACGGCGCCGCAGGGAGCUUCCCGGCAGAGCUGCUGCUCCGCCUGCUGCAUGUGACGGCCAGAGGACAGACCGAGUACUGAUCCUGAAUCUGUGGAGGAUCCUCUGCUCCUCAGGGACAAAUCAUCUCUGUUUCACUAUAAACCUUGAGACUCAAACCUUGAACCAAUAAAACACCAAGUCAAA
This is a messenger RNA of Paralichthys olivaceus (Japanese flounder), 645 nucleotides long. RefSeq names its product arginine vasopressin (gene avp). Gene Ontology annotation, molecular function: neurohypophyseal hormone activity. The record is from RefSeq and is a predicted model, not a curated record. Gene Ontology annotation, cellular component: secretory granule; extracellular region. Lineage: Eukaryota; Metazoa; Chordata; Actinopteri; Pleuronectiformes; Paralichthyidae.